UCACGUUGAUGCUUUUUCAUUGCUGCGCGCAAUGGCUCAAACCAUUUGACCGCAGUGUGGAUUUUGGUUUUUGUCAUUAUGACAUCGUUGAUGAGCGAAAGCAAGAGCCUGUUUCGGACCAUCAUGAGGCUCCAUCGGGUGAAACUGGACCCUCAGAUGAGGAGUUUGGGCGAUACCUACGCGAGAAAGGAGUUCAGAUUACACGCCAAGCCGCAGGUCCAGGAGGCUCAUAGACAGAUGUUCCUGAGAGAAUGGAGAGCUUAUGUGGACAUGGUCAGUUCUCAGGCAACCGUAACAGGACAGGAGCUGUCCGAUGAGCAGAAAUCGAAACUGAACGACCAACAGAAGGUGCAAUUGGACAGCCUUGAGAAAUCCGCCAAGGCCCUGGGAGGACAGUGAGGAUCCCACGGCCAGACCCGUUGCUGUGAAGAAAAGA
Molecule: messenger RNA, 436 nt
Organism: Cladocopium goreaui
Lineage: Eukaryota; Dinophyceae; Suessiales; Symbiodiniaceae
Source: the annotation of a GenBank genome assembly